UGCAAUGACGCAGCGCGAUCCGACACCUGCAGCGUUCUCGAUGCGUCUGGGCGCCAAGAAAAGGAAGCACUGCGAUUCCAACCAUGCCAACACCACAAGCAAAGCAACUCCUUGUGCGGCCUUCCUCUCCCAGACGCAGUUGGAUGGCAUGUCCGAUUACGACUACGCUGACAUGACGAUGGAUGUGCAACCGUCCUCCUCUCAUAUCUUGUCGUUGGAAGACGCUGCAGCCAAGGUCAAACGACUCAAGGCCGAGGGAAACACUCUCGCCGAAGCAGGACUGUUUCGAGCGGCCGUCGCACGGUUCCAGCACGGUCUCGACAUCGACCCUGACAAUGGCGUAUUGUAUGAACUCCAAGCCCAAGCAUACCUUGCAUCUAACGACUAUUUCCGCGGCAUUGAGGCUGCGACACGGGCCACGGAACUAUGUCCGGAGUGGAGUGACGGGUUCGCCACGUUGGCCCAUUGUCAGUUCAAUUUCGGCGAGCUGGACCUGGCCCAUGCUGCCAUGUUAAAAGUACGCGUGCUCCCUCUAUGUUUCGCCCACGUGACACACUACAAAGGCGUGGACGCUCGAACAAGAUGCCUGUCAAAAGCAGCAAUGGCAGGCCGAGCUCGACGACAUGGCAUCGCUGCUUGCAGUCCAAACCGACAAUAUCGCAACAAUCGCGCCCCCGUCCACCGUCGCACUGACGCCAGACGAGCAUCAGGUCCGAACGUGCAAGGCGAAUUUGUGUCGGCGGAGUGUGCACUGGCCUUCGUGACACCGUUGACAUUGUACAGGACCGUCUAUUAUAGUAUUGUGUGUUCUAUUGCUACAUGAAAGCUCCGUUCGAAUGCACCGGAGGGGGCAUCUGCACG
Molecule: messenger RNA, 861 nt
Organism: Aphanomyces invadans
Lineage: Eukaryota; Oomycota; Saprolegniomycetes; Saprolegniales; Verrucalvaceae
Exons: 3
Coding region: 5-823 (272 amino acids)
Molecular function (GO): protein binding
Source: RefSeq, a predicted model, not a curated record